Photinus pyralis (common eastern firefly) is the source of this 494-nucleotide messenger RNA. RefSeq names its product ras-like GTP-binding protein YPT1. The transcript is spliced from 2 exons. Gene Ontology annotation, molecular function: GTPase activity; GTP binding. The record is from RefSeq and is a predicted model, not a curated record. NCBI's taxonomy places the organism in Eukaryota, Metazoa, Arthropoda, Insecta, Coleoptera, Lampyridae. The coding region runs from base 42 to 494 and encodes 150 amino acids.
UGUGAGUAUUUUGUGAUGAUAUUGUGAAUUUACAAAUAAAAAUGGCAACAAUUAAAAUCCCCGAGCAAAAAGUAAUACUUUGCGGAGAAUAUGGCGUGGGAAAAAGUUCGCUAUUUCGAAGAUUUACAAAUAACACAUUCGUUACAGCUACAGAUCGACAAUCCACCUUAGGGCUAGAUCAUUUCGAUAAAACCUACAACGUCGGUGACAAAAGCUUAAAACUUCAGUUAUGGGAUACUGGAGGCAUGGAGAGAAUUGCGUCUAUUACGUCGAGUUACUAUAAGUUCGCGGAAGCAGCGAUUAUAGUGUUCUCCCUAGACAAUUCGGCAUCUUUUCAUAGUUUGUCACAACAUUUAUUAGAUGUGGUGACAUAUGCAGAAAGUGCCAAAAUAUUUCUUUGCGGAAAUAAGUCCGAUUUGGAAGGGGAGAAACCGCAAGUGACUGAUGCCGAUAUUGAAACAUUUUGGUACAAAGUCAACUUUUAUUGUUCAUAG